Messenger RNA from Nilaparvata lugens (brown planthopper), 420 nucleotides. RefSeq lists its product as uncharacterized. The record is from RefSeq and is a predicted model, not a curated record. Bases 79 to 405 code for a protein of 108 amino acids. Lineage: Eukaryota; Metazoa; Arthropoda; Insecta; Hemiptera; Delphacidae. The transcript has 3 exons.
AACAAUAAUGAGUUGAAAGAUCUUGUUUCAAAGCAUAGAAGGCUUUUGGAUAUUACGGAUUAUGAUAGCUAUCUUCUCAUGAACAAAUUUGCAACAAUUACUGGAAGUCAAUCAAAAGAGAAGUCAACAUAUUUUAGAGGAAAAGAAGAUGGUUUAUCACAAAAAGAUGUAAAUACAAUUUGUAAAAAUAUAGGGCCUGAUAAAUGGAAACCACUAGCCAGGCAUAUGAAAGAUGAAUCCUCUCAAUACAUUUUUGACGAGAGUCUUAUCUGUGAAAUCAAUUCUAGACAUACAAGCACCGAGUUGAAAUUACAAGAGGUGAGUGAAUACUUCAUUUUCAAGAAUUAUUUCAAUAAAAUAAUAAAUUCUAAAAAAUUACAAUCAUUCAGCAUUUCUUAUAAAUAACAUAAACACUGGUAC